CGCACACGCGCAGUCAUCAUCUACUACUUGCAGAAGGGGCAAGGAAGACGGGCGCCGGGGACGGACGCUGCUUCCAUCCUUCUCGCCUCAAGUAGUCCCGCCGCGCCUCCGGUGUAGUCCCGCCAAAAAGGAAGGCACCUCCCUUCCAGCUCCGCUCCCCAAAUAGUCCCGCCGCGCCUCCGGAGCCAAUCCCACCUUCCCUCGCCGCCGCCGCCAUGGCUCCGCCGGAGGCCUCGCAGCCGCCGCCGCCGGGUAAGGGGAAGGAAAAGAAGAAGGAUGAUAUCGACGAUCUGCCAGAGGAAGAUUUGGCGUUGAAGGAGCAGCUGGAGCUCUACGUCCUGCGCGCGCAGGACGCCGAUCCCGGUGUGCAGAAGCUCGCCCUCGAGAGCAUGAGACAGGAAAUCCGAUCUGCCACGAGCUCAAUGACUUCCGUUCCGAAGCCGCUCAAAUUUCUCCGCCCGCACUAUGGAGCCCUCAAGUCCUACUUUGAGACCAUGCCGGAGUCUGAGCUGAAGAAAUACAUGGCAGACAUUCUAUCGGUGUUAGCUUUGACAAUGUCCGUUGAGGGAGAAAGGGAGAGUCUGAAGUACCGGUUAUUAGGCUCCGAAGGUGAUAUCGGAUCAUGGGGUCACGAGUAUGUAAGAAAUUUGGCUGGCGAGAUUGCACAAGAGUUCCAUAAGCGUCAGGAUGAUGACUUGCCCAUUGACGCCCUAAUGGAGCUUGUGCAGCAAAUUAUUUCAUUUCACAUGAAGCAUAAUGCUGAACCUGAAGCUGUAGAUCUUGUGAUGGAGGUUGAAGACCUUGAUUUGCUAGUUGAGCAUGUGGACACUACAAACUACAAAAGAGCUUGCUUGUAUCUUACUAGUUCGUCCAAAUUUCUUCCUGCUCCAGAUGAUAUGUUGGCGCUUGACAUAGCAUAUACCAUCUACAUGAAGUUUGGAGACCUUGCAAGUGCUUUGAAAAUUGCCCUUCAACUUGAAAAAUCCAUGCAGUAUGUGAAGCAAGUCUACACAUCAACUGAUGAUUUUCUGCUCAAGAAACAAUUCUCAUACAUCAUAGCACGCCAUGGUUUGGCUAUGGAGAUUGAUGAUGAGAUAGCUGCUGAUGACAAUGAUAAGGAGGUUUUGCAAGAAAUAGUUAAUAAUACUAAGCUGAGUGAGGGAUACCUUACUCUUGCUCGCGAUAUUGAGGUCAUGGAGCCUAAAUCUCCUGAGGAUAUAUACAAGGUCCAUUUGAUUGAUGGCCGUGGUGCCAGCUCCAGUCUUGAUUCUGCAAGACAGAAUCUGGCUGCUACAUUUGUCAAUGCAUUUGUGAAUGCUGGGUUUGGCCAGGACAAGUUGAUGACUGCUCCAUCUGAUUCGUCCAGCAGUGGGUCUUCUGGAAACUGGUUAUUCAAGAACAAGGAACACGGGAAAGCCAGUGCAGCGGCUAGUCUGGGAAUGAUUCUCCUGUGGGAUACUGAUUCUGGGCUUGCUCAGCUUGACAAGUACUUGCAUAGUAAUGACACUCAUGUUGUUGCUGGAGCUUUGCUAGGUAUUGGAAUUGUCACGUGUAGCGUGAAGAAUGAUUGCGAUCCUGCACUUGCUAUUCUCAUGGAGUAUAUUGGUAAGGAUGACUCAAACAUCCGUAUUGGGGCAAUAUUGGGUCUAGGAAUUGCAUAUGCUGGUUCCCAGAAAGAAGAGCUUAAAACGCAUCUAUCUGCUGUGUUGGGAGACCCCCAAUCACCUCUCGAGGUCUUGGUUUUCUCAGCCAUUGCCUUGGGACUGGUGUUUGUCGGUUCUUGCAGUGAAGAGAUUGCACAGCCUAUCAUAUUUGCCUUGAUGGAACGUAGUGAGGCUGAGUUGGGAGAGCCCAUUAUACGGUUGCUUCCCGUUGCGCUUGGCCUCCUAUAUCUUGGAAAACAGGAGAGUGUAGAGGCUACUGCAGAGGUCUCUAAAACAUUUGAUGAGAAGAUAGGGAAGUACUGUGAUGUAACGCUUAUGUCAUUGGCAUAUGCCGGGACAGGGAAUGUGCUUAAGGUUCAGAAACUUCUUGGCAUUUGCUCACAGCAUCUUGAGAAAGGCGAAACACACCAAGGGCCAGCUGUCCUUGGAAUUGCUCUUAUUGCUAUGGCUGAAGAAUUAGGAGCUGAAAUGGCUGUUCGUUCACUUGAGCGUCUCUUGCAAUACGGCGAGCAGAAUAUUAGACGGGCAGUUCCUCUUGCCCUUGGUAUACUCUGCAUAUCUAAUCCCAAGGUUAAUGUGAUGGACACAUUGAGCAGAUUGAGUCAUGACGCAGAUGCUGAUGUGUCAAUGGCUGCAAUCAUCUCAUUGGGUUUGAUUGGUGCUGGGACAAACAAUGCCAGAAUAGCUGGCAUGCUUCGCAACCUUUCAAGUUAUUACUACAAAGAAGCUGCUCAUCUGUUUUGUGUAAGAAUUGCUCAGGGCCUCGUUCACCUUGGAAAGGGCUUGUUGACCCUUUCUCCAUACCAUUCUGAUCGGUUUCUUCUUUCCCCGAUGGCACUGGGAGGACUUGUAACUGUUCUGCAUGCCUGCCUUGAUAUGAAGUCCACCAUCCUAGGGAAAUAUCACUACAUCCUUUACAUUAUUGUCCUGGCAAUGCAGCCUCGAAUGCUGUUGACUGUGGAUGAGGAUCUGAAGCCCCUGCCUGUUCCAGUCCGGGUUGGGCAAGCUGUCGAUGUUGUUGGUCAGGCAGGAAGGCCCAAAACAAUUACGGGCUUCCAGACACAUUCCACACCUGUCUUGCUUGCAGCUGGGGAGCGUGCUGAACUAGCUACUGAAAAAUACAUUCCACUGACACCAGUACUGGAGGGCUUUGUAAUUCUCAAGAAAAACCCAGAAUAUCACGAGGAGUGAAAGACUAUGCCUGAUCGAUAUGAUGCUGAUUUCUGGCUCGCCUGCACUGCAACCUCAUAAGCCUGGUGGCGGUCCUAUGUGGACCCCUGUUAUGCCCUUCCAACUCUUGCUCGGCACUUCCUGGUGGUUCAUCAAAUAAAGUUGUAGCUUUUCACACCAGAGUUGUAGCCGACAUAAUCGCAUGUUUGUGGUUGUGUGAUGACAUACCACUUGGGUAUGCACACCGGGACGCGUAGGUGUUAGUGCUGCUGUCUACUUUUACCGCCAGCUUAUUUGUAUAUCUAUGUACCGGAAAUUAGGAAUUACUGAGCGCAUGUUUAGAACUGACUCAUUAAUACGGUGGUGCACAGUGGCAUUUUUUUUAGCUUUUUGACUCGUGUGAUCUUUUGUUUGAUAA
Messenger RNA from Setaria italica (foxtail millet), 3252 nucleotides. Its product is annotated as 26S proteasome non-ATPase regulatory subunit 2 homolog A. Gene Ontology annotation, cellular component: proteasome complex; nucleus; proteasome storage granule. Gene Ontology annotation, molecular function: enzyme regulator activity. The coding region runs from base 216 to 2855 and encodes 879 amino acids. The transcript has 25 exons. The record is from RefSeq and is a predicted model, not a curated record. Gene Ontology annotation, biological process: proteasome-mediated ubiquitin-dependent protein catabolic process; regulation of protein catabolic process. NCBI's taxonomy places the organism in Eukaryota, Viridiplantae, Streptophyta, Magnoliopsida, Poales, Poaceae.